Molecule: messenger RNA, 3150 nt
Organism: Penicillium malachiteum
Lineage: Eukaryota; Fungi; Ascomycota; Eurotiomycetes; Eurotiales; Aspergillaceae
Exons: 2
Coding region: 1-3150 (1049 amino acids)
Source: RefSeq, a predicted model, not a curated record
AUGCCGCCAUCAGCCGUCUUUUCGUAUUGGCGUCGCGACCACCGCCGCUCUACGGCGCCGCCAGCUCCCUUAUCAGCACAUACACCACUACCUACGAAUGUAGUAGAAAGGCCGCUCAGCCCUCCUCAGCUCCCUGAGAUCCCAGAUACCCCAACUCUCACAAGUGCGCUCGAUACCACACCGUCAUACGAUGCCCCGCCCUGGAGCGAAUCCCCGCUGGAGAUCGAUGCUUCGAAAUCGACGUUUACCCCCUCCGCCGCGCCAUUGUCCUCCUAUAUUACCCUCGCAGUUCCUUCACCAUCUGCUGAGAGACAGAACCGUCCUCACUCGAGUCCCGAAGAGCUUUAUCCCGAGUCAGCCUUCACAGCACAAGCAAACAAUUCACAACACUCUGUGAAUGCGCUCCGGCCGGAUCAAGGCGACAUGGAAUCGAACUUUAAGCCUAGCUCGCCAUUUCGUCUUUCCAUUGGCAAAGGACUACGAAGCUUCCAGACACCAACAUCUGACACUCCGAAGCGAUCACCUACCGUGGGCCCUGGAGCGAGUCAUUUUCGAUUGAGAACCCCACCAGAAGAUCUGUCGGCUGAGAAACCGAACGUUUCCCAGAGGGAGACUAAGCAGGAUGGGGCUUUGUCAAGGCGGGCGCCGGAGCGUGAGAACUCGGCAGAUAGUGUCCACCAUAAGUCGGGAAAGGCAAUGCUUCAUCUUUUGAAUCCCAUGUCACUUCUUGCUCGUCGCCGGUCCUCUCAAAUAAGUAGCUAUCGUGUGGAAGAUUCUAAACUCAGUGCUCCCAAUUCUAUACCUGGUAUUCCCGAUGACUAUGAUCCUCGAAUUCGGGGAAAGAUUGUUCAUGAUUUCUCUGCCCCUCGGCCUCGACGAAAUGUCUCUGGGAACUCGGGAACCGCUGAGCAAGACCCAUCAUUACAACAUCCUGCCCAUCGGUGGGGUGAGAAUACGAGACGGCAGAGUGAUCACUCGCCAGUGUUUAAAGAGCAUUUUGAGGAUGAUGAGAAUGUAAUGCAGGUUGAGAACAAGGGGUACCUCCAGUCGCCGCUUCUCACGGCUCCGACGCAGACAGGCUACGAAAAAUCAAUACCUGUCUUCGCUCGGAAAUUUCCAUCAACGGCGCCUGAGAAUGGUUCGGACGCGGUUGAUGAGUUUGAGAACUUACCUGCUGAACUUCCUGGUGAUUUCCCAGUUGAGCUUCCUGCAGAGGUUCCACCUGAAUAUUUUACAAGCCCGCCAAAAGCAAGUCCACCAAACAACCACAGGGAUCAAGAUAUCAUCCCUAAGGUUCACCCUGCGGGCUUGCCAAAGCACCUGAAGAGUAAUGCCUCUUCAAGAUUCAGCUUUGACAUGGGCGGCGUUGAAUCUUCAGUACAAGAGAAGCUUCUUGAAGAGAAACACAAGGCGAAAGAAGCUGCGCGGAGAUUGGAAGAUGGCUAUUUUGAUGACUUUGAUGACGAUUUCGACAAUGAUAUGCUCGAUGAUAUGGACGAUCUUGAGGAACAGAUUCCAGAACUCAACGCCGAUUAUGAUGAGGAUGAAGAGUUUGUGCACUCUGACUCCCAUAAUAUCCACAGCGACCCCAGAUCUUGGACCGCGCCAGCCCUUUCGCCAGUCGUUGCUAGUCCGACUAUACCGGCUCUACCAUCUGAGAGCUCGAUUAAUGCCCUGAGCCCUGGCCCGACUGGGACUGUGACAUCCAGUUUCAACUCGCCUACUAGCACUGAGGUGUUGAGCCCUACGGAAAGUCUACUUGUCGAACCUCUUCCGCUGCGUGAUUCUCGACUGGAUAUGACGCCUAUUCCUGAGGAUUCACAGCAACCUUCGUCUGUCGAUAACAAGCAGGAGAUGUCAGAACUUGAUUACAUUGAAGAUGAUCUCUAUUUCGAUGAUGGGGAAUUCGGGGACCUCGAUGCAGAUGAUCUCGAUGGAGGAUUUGAUGAAUCUAUCUUUGACGAUGAGACGAGUCAUCUAUAUGAACGAAAACAAGUCAAUAAAGAACCCGCCAGGGAUCUUUCCCCAAUUGCAGGAUCUGAGAACAACGACCCAGUGGAAAAGGAAAUUCCCACCGAAAACGACGCCACGCAGGGUCUUCAGCACAUGCCUAGCGUAGCAAGUGAGUACCAUUCUCUGAAGCGUGGCCCGCUUGGGGAGCCAAUCCCCAAUUUGGGACCUGCGCGAGCCCAUGGUGGUGUUCUCACAGAACAGAACCUCGAAGUAUUGCACAACGCUCUAGCCUUUGCGGCAAACGAGGCAGCGACCCAGAGUCGGUUCGGGCGCACGCUCAGACAAGAGAGCUUAUCCCAGACCUCACAUACUGCCGACUCGCAACCUGGUCUUGUAUCCGAUGACAGUCGACUCAGCCAAGCAGCCGACAUGAUAGCAUUUGAUGAUGUGUUUGACGACCAUAUUUACGAUGAUGAUGCCUACUACGAUGAUCCCAUUGUCGCAGCAGCCAAUGCGGAGGCGUUGGAAAACGACGAUGAAGGCUUUUACGGUCAGGAGUUCGGUUUCUAUGCACAGGCUCAUAGCAACGGUGGUGCUGAAAUGACCAACGGGGGAUACUUUGGUCCACGAGGGGUCGAAGGGAUCACUCGUAGCUUUAGCAGCCGCGGGAAAUUCCAAGAGCCCAGCUUGACCCCCAUCACCGAACGCAGUGAAUGGAGCACUCGCAAUUCGGUCAUUUCUGUUAAAGCCAAUGGAGCUACUCAUUCCAAUGCAUCCCUUGCUAGUCCCGGUCUGGCUCAGCUUGUUGAUAUGGGCAACCUUGACGAUGAGAUGACUCUCAGAGCACUCAUGAAAUUGCGCCGCGGUGCUUGGGGUGGUAGCAAUGGUAGUCUACGCAGCAGUGCAGGCAGUCCGCCACCUCAUACCUUGACUUCCUCCCAUCGUGGCAGCUUUGCGGCUCCUUCAGAGACUGCCAGUCCCUCUGAGACUAGAGCAUUUACUGAUGAAGGGUUAGCCAGUCUAGGCUAUCACCCUGAUGAUUACUCUCAUACACUUUCACCACUCAAAGACAGUGGAUUACCAUCUGCCGAUCUCCCGCAUAGUGAAAUACCGCAUAGCGGAAACGACGGCCCGAGUUACGCAGAUAUUGAGGAGAAAUUGCCGAACACCGGCGGUCAUCCUCUCAAUGUCCUGUAA